Messenger RNA from Lytechinus variegatus (green sea urchin), 2369 nucleotides. Its product is annotated as excitatory amino acid transporter 2-like. The transcript has 11 exons. Gene Ontology annotation, molecular function: neutral L-amino acid transmembrane transporter activity; L-glutamate transmembrane transporter activity; glutamate:sodium symporter activity. Gene Ontology annotation, biological process: L-glutamate transmembrane transport. Gene Ontology annotation, cellular component: plasma membrane. Bases 163 to 1842 code for a protein of 559 amino acids. The record is from RefSeq and is a predicted model, not a curated record. Lineage: Eukaryota; Metazoa; Echinodermata; Echinoidea; Temnopleuroida; Toxopneustidae.
GGUCAAAUUAUCAAUUUUGGAAAGUAAUGCUAUAUUAUUCAUUUUCCUCGUCAUUUCAUUCGCUGGACAUCUAUAGGGUAGCAGAAGGAGAGUGAUCUUAUCAAAACAUCUGAUUUGUCUCCCUUUUCUUCAAUUACUCAAAGAAGAACACCCUUCUACAGGAUGGAGAAUGACAAAGUGGUUGAUCUUGAAAUCCAUGAAGACGGGAGCAGGGGGCCGGAGACCCAUCAGGGGAACGCCCGACGAUCCCUCAGGGACUUCAGAUCGAUGGGCUGGAGGGAGAUUGGCAUGGUUCUGUUGACGAAGUUGAGAGCAAACUUGCUCCUGGUGCUGACCCUUGCUAGUGUGAUCCUUGGUAUAUUCUUUGGAGGUGUCCUGAGGAAUGCCGAACCUAGCAGCACAGCGAUCAAGAUCAUUGGUUUACCUGGCGAUGUUCUGGUCAGGCUCCUGAAGAUGCUGGUCCUGCCGUUGAUAGUAUCGAGCUUGAUUACCGGUUUGACGAGCCUUGAUACCAAGUCAUGUGGCAAGCUGGGAGCGAGGGCUCUCGUCUAUUACUUCACGACAUCCUGCGUCGCAGUCAUCGUCGGGAUCAUUGUCGUCCUCGCUAUUCGUCCUGGUAGGACGGGCAAAGACCAUCAGGUCGAUUACGAUGAGAGAAAAGACGAUACCGAUCCCCUUGAAUCGUUCAUUGAUAUAUUGAGGAAUCUGUUCCCCUCUAAUCUGGUGCAAGCAUGUUUCCAACAGGCGAUGACCGUUUAUGGAAUCAAGGAAAAGAUGGUCCUCGUACCCAAUGAUACCUUCCAGGAUGCCAAUUGUACUUGGAAAAAUGCAUCCGAGACGGGAAUGUGUGAGUCAGUAGUAAAUGGAACUGAGACAACUAUCUCAAAAAGCUACAAAGAUGGCAUGAAUGUGCUCGGUCUCCUGGUUUUUAGCAUCCCUUUCGGUAUUCUCUUGAGUAGAAUGGGAGAGAAAGGUCGGGUUAUGGUGGAUUUCUUCGAAAUAUUGUCCGAGCUCACCAUGCAACUUGUCAACAUUGUUAUGUGGUACUCACCGGUGGGCAUCAUGAGUCUCAUCUGCGCAAAGAUUCUUUCGAUGAAGGACCUCUCAGAAGUUUUACCCACUCUCGGCUUAUACAUGUUAACUGUUGUGCUCGGACUUCUUGUCCAUCUUGCUAUUCUCAUGACCAUCUUCUACGCCACUACCAGGACAAACCCUUUCCGAUUCUUUGAAGGCAUUCUUCAAGCGUGGCUCACAGCUUUCGCUACUGCGUCUAGUUCUGCGACACUUCCUGUAACUUUUCGUUGCCUUGAGGAUAACCUGAAAGUGGACAAGCGAGUAACACGAUUCGUUUUGCCCAUUGGUGCUACUGUCAAUAUGGACGGCACCGCCCUCUACGAAGCGGUUGCCACCAUCUUCAUUGGACAAAUGAAUGGCUUUGCUAUGCCUUUUUCUAAGAUCCUCACUAUAAGUCUUACAGCUACCCUCGGUAGCAUUGGUGCCGCUAGUAUACCAAGUGCGGGCAUAGUUACCCUGGUAUUGGUAUUGACUGCCGUUGGUUUUCCAAUAGAAGACGUUGGUCUUCUUAUGGCUGUCGACUGGUUUCUGGAUCGUUGCCGUACAUCCAUCAACGUAGUUGGAGAUUCUUACGGAGCUGGUAUAGUCUAUCAUCUCUCUAAACAGGAGCUAGACACACCCGACAAAGGGGAGGCUGAAUUGGAGAUCGAGGAAGGUAAGGAAAACGGGGAUCUCCCAGCUGGAAACGCUGAGACAGAGAUCGAAAAGAGCGUGGAAAAUGAUGGCAACGCCACGAAAGAAGGAUCUAACUGCGAUUCCGGAGUCUAGACUCGGAUUCACUAAUUGGGCUGUGAUUCAUGACGUCACUUUAUUCGAGAUUGGGCGGGGCCUAAUAGGUGACUGCUCAAAUCUAUCUCCGACAUUGCAGUUCUAUACCUUUUAGUAGAAUGAGUAUGCUUUUGUACGACAGAGAUAAAAUACAAACUUUAAUAUUCCGAGGUAUAAUCAAGAUAUUCUCCAAUCUUUCCGUAAUCUAGUGUUGUAGUCGAGAUAAUUGCUCAUUCCAACAUUGUUCUAGAAAACCCUACUCGGACUUUAACCAUUAGUCAAAGAGUAACUAGUAUUGUAUAGAGUAGCCUUUGAAGUACGUUUUAAACUUAGUCACACACUUUCAUAAAAAGGUAUCAAAAACCCCGCUCAAAAUUGCACCCUAAACACUACAGGUAGCACACAUUUCGUGUGAGAUUUUGAAAACUAAGCACAAAAAGGGAACUACAAUGGUAUUUUUAAAGUUUUCAGUUUUUCAAAAUGGAAAGUGCCUUUUUUCAAAAUGAAAUGUGCCCUUUUCACAAUGA